Varroa destructor (honeybee mite) is the source of this 3931-nucleotide messenger RNA. RefSeq names its product Nuclear envelope integral membrane protein (gene Nemp). Lineage: Eukaryota; Metazoa; Arthropoda; Arachnida; Mesostigmata; Varroidae. The record is from RefSeq and is a predicted model, not a curated record. Gene Ontology annotation, cellular component: nuclear envelope.
ACCGCAGAGCUACCUUGAGGAUUAUGACUACCAUGCAGCUAACAGACUAGGAAACGUCGUGGAUGACGGAAGGGAAAAGCAACGCUCGUUUGUUGAUUUUGUCGUUGGGUAUUUUCUUUUGAAGCAUUUGACGCCGAGGUGUGUAGUCGAUGAUAAUUGGCACAUAAGAGAAAUGUGAAGGUCACGUACUUCAGCGAUUAUGAAGCGGUGCGUGUCUGUUAUCCGGAAGUGUUUUCGUAAACCCUGAGUUUGGCGGUGGCGCUAUGCGAACAGAUAUGGGAAGAGCAGCUACGAAUCGCUUGAUCACCCGCGCCAAUUUGUGUUUGUGUACAUUAUUUGCGGGCAUGCGUCCAUCCGCUGUGAACAGACGGAGCGGUUCAUUCCAAAUUUCAACGGUGUUCGAGUAGUGGGAUCUGUUUGAACGAUUUGCUGAAAAAAGCGCCCGGUGACCGUCCAUGUUGCAGAUACUAUUGUGAAACAGUGUUCGGGACGCUGUAUGUUAUUACGUGCAGUGCCUGGGCAAAGCAAGGGUGGCAACAUGUAUAGAGGGCAUUUGCUGUCUUACAUGCUCCUUCUUCUGGCAGUCACCAUUUUACUGGAUCAAAGUGACGCCCAGAAAUCUGUACCAGUGACUGAGUUGACAUCAAAGGGUGGAACGAACUACAGCGGAUCGGGUGAAGGAAAGCUCGAAAUUUUUUGCUAUCGAGCACGGCCUUACUCCCCGUUUGGAGUGUUUUCGUCAUCCCGUUUGGAAUACCGCAUCCUGCCACCAUCUUAUGCCCUGUAUGAGGGUGAAAGCGAACAAGAAGUCCAUUACCUUCACGGUAAUGCCUCCCAAUCCUGGCUUCCCGUACUUUUCCAGCGAAAGCACGUAUCGUUCCCGCCGUUCACCAACAAAUGCAUCGGCAUCGUCAGUAGCUACGCGUACAGCUUUGUCUUUCGGGAAUACAACAUCGACUAUUUUCGCCUGCUACAAUGCGUUGCGUCGUUGGCUCUAUUCUUCUACGCACGAAACCUUGUUCAUAGUCCGGCUAUCUUUUAUUCCGGCGGAGCCCUGCUAGGCGUCCUAGCUUCGAUUCUUCUUUUGAUCUUCUUACUCAAACGGUUAUUUCCCGGAGGCCGAAUGACGGUCGCGGCAAUGUUUGUCACCGGAUGGUCGUUCUGGAUCUAUUUGCUACUUCAGCUGUGGAACAGUAAAUUUGAGAUAUUCUGUCAUUAUAAGCAUUACUUCCUUGCCUACAUCGGGCUGUCCGCCGGUAUUGCAUUCCUUAUCUGCUACCGAAUUGGCCCACCCAAGGAUGAACGCACAAUCGACACGAUGCAGAUCCUCAUGCAAUUUGUAGCAUUAAAUGGAGUAUACUUCAGCUCGGAUGCACCAGAAGUGACCCUCGCAUUCUGUAUAAUCGCUCUACUUGCCUACAAUUUUCCAGCCAGGAUGAAAGCUCGCUUCACAACAUGGUUGCAACGAAGGUUUUUUAAGCCGACUAUUAGAAUGUUGACAGAAGAGGAGUACAUUCGGCAGGGCGACGAAACCACAGCAAGAGAGCUAGAAAGACUCCGAGAUUUUGCUCGAUCUCCAGACUGCGACGCCUGGAAGGUCAUGUCACGACUAAGAAAUCCAUCAAGAUUCGGCAGCUUCGUGUUGGGCGAGAGCCACCUUCAAGAUUCGGAAAUUCUGGAGUACGAGACGACCGGAGCACAUUUUGAUGAUGACUCAGCUCUCACUCACGACACAACUGAUGAUGAUGAUGGCGAACAUGAUGUUGACAUUGCUUUACGACGAAAUCUGUUGGCUGAAGGGGCGCGGAGUGCAUCUCGGUAUUUAACAAGCGCGUCGAGCGUAUUAGCAAAUGGUAACCAUACCGGAAAUCAUUUGCGAAACACUAUUCUUCACAGGACGUGAAAUUAGCAAAAAGAUGUCGAGGUUAUGAGGCUUGGUUAAUAAGUAAGUCUGUCAGGUAUGCAGAUUUAAUCCGGAGAUACACAUCAGCCUGAAGGGUGGGACAACGAGUGAGUUCACUUGUAAACCUUUAAGUAGCAUAAGUCGGUUAAUAACUGUUGCCUCAAUUAGAUUAGAAGAAGCAGCUGAAUGCUUCGUUAACGAAGUGAGUGAGUGAGUGAGUAUAUUUGUAAAGAAAUUAGCAUAUUAUCCAGGUUAAUAAAGUUGAUUUUCGUGAGAAUAGCUUUCUGUGUGAGUCUUAACGACGAGAAGAGACCACACGGUAUUUUUUUCUUCUGAAGAGUUAUAAUAUAUCUGGAUAUGUCGGCUUAGCCCUUAUCUGGCUACUGCCUUGGAAAUUAACAUUCAGCAAUGUUUUAAUCCGAUGUACGCUAUUUAAUGCCUCAUUGUCUUUCUUUGUGCAUUGAUUAAGAGGGGACCUUUUUUAGACCAUGAAUGAAUGUGAGAUAGAUGCAGCGGACUAGGAAUUGAGAAACUCCAGUGAGCAUUUUUUUUUUGCAAAAGAAUAUUAAGAGAAUAUCCUUGCUGCUGCACAGGCACGUUUUGAACAAGCCUGUACAACAAAAGAAAAUCACAAAACUGAGUGUUAUGUUGAAGAUGUUUAAACAGGUUGUCAACUGUUUUACGGUUUUGGGGGGCUCCUGUAAAGAAUUCAUUUUAGUUUGAAAAUGUGGCAUUAGCUUGAAUGAAAAUUCGCUCAUCAAAAGCGACAUAUCAUUGAUCUACAAGCAAGUGACCAUGAAAUCGUAAAACUUAAUCGUUAUGUAAAUAUGAAUUUAUAUGGUUUAAUACUGACAACAAUCUAAUGAUUUUGGAUGAAAAGAGCAAAUUGUUCGUUAGGCCUACUCAGCGUAUUCGAAGAAUCUUUGACAUUGAUUCUAGCUACUUGCAAGUAAUAUCAGUCAGAUUAUGACCACGUUGCCAGUUCGUGAAGCUCUAAGAAAAUCGCACUGGAGAACAUCGUUGUUGUUGACUAUCUAUAGAUAAACUUUAGUCUGUCUAAACAUAAAAUUUAGUUUAUAUGAGUAGGGCAAUGAAGUCACCUUGUGUAUAGUACGACAUAAUAUGAGGGACGAGAUUACGACAACGAGACGAAAUUAGGAAUAACGUCGACAAUAUUAUUCAUUGUUAAUAGCAUAUAGUGAGGACUGUAUAGUUAGUGUUAGAAAAGACCAAAAUGUAGAUUAUAGAUAAUAAUAGUUAUGAUGAUAAUGACGCUAAUGAUUAGUGCGAUACAACUGCAAGAAAGAAUUAUAUGUGGAAAGGCAUGUAUUUAUGAUGAAUGUUAUAAGAAAAUGUGUGAAUGCCGUGUUUAUAAAAGAAAAUCUAUGGGAUUAUCUGUCAACUUGCCGCUAGAGUCGAUUCAGUGUGACAUCGCUAAUCAGAUGUUUUAGAUAAGUUUUUGUUCCUGAUAUUUCAUUUGUUAAUGAUCAAAUGUCAUAUCGCUCUUUCUUCGCUCACAAAGGUCCAGGGUCAUCGUCUUGUUCAGAUCAUAAUAUUCUUUGUGGAAUUUUGACCCCAGAUACGAGCAGUUAAGGAUAAAAAGACAGCGGUUAUAACACUUUUUUUUUCGUCUUUAGCCGAGAUCAAUAAGCUGCCAGCAGCACGAUGUUCAUAUAAAGCUGAGAGUGCUAAAGAACGCAUCCGAACCGGUUUAAGCCACUUUUGAAAGAAAUAACUGCUAGGUGAAUCCACCCAUUUUGGAUUAAAAUUCCGUGAACCGAGCAAAAUGAUGAGCUUUAAAGCGGUAUGCAACACUUUACCAUUAGUUAGAGGGAAACCAGAUAAGAGAUCCAAUAAAUAGAAACGGGGGUUACUUUUUUUGUUAACAGAUUAAUGCGUACAAAUUGGAGCAGUUAGCGCGUGAAGGUAAAUAUUGUAUAUAUUGUCUUUGAUUACUAGUGAUGCUUAUCAGCCAGUAUAUUCACACAUGGAAUGGUCAAAUAAAGAAUGUAUUUGUUAUAGGGUUUU